CAGCGCCCCGGUUACUGGUGCAAACAAACCCGACACAAACAGAGCGGAUUAAAGCCGUUAUUCCUGCUAAAACCUCCUAAUGAGGCUUAAAUUCUGCACUUAAUAAUAACUUAUAACCGCCAUCGAUGUGAUUUAGUGAGUUCAUCAGCGCGCUGUUCGUGUUUUCGGUGUGAUUUCAGCUCUGCGCCGAGCUAACCCGUUAGCAUUAGCAGUAACAAUGAUGGCGUCCAGUUACAGCGCUAAUAAAGAGGAGGACGGUCACCAGUCCGGAGCCGCGGGACCCGCAGCCAACUCCGUCCGCAGCAAGAAGCCCGACAACACCGCCUUCAAACAGCAGCGACUCCCGGCCUGGCAGCCCAUCCUGACCGCCGGGACGGUACUACCAGCCUUCUUCGUGAUCGGACUCAUUUUCAUCCCCAUCGGUAUCGGACUGUACGUCACAUCCAACAACAUCAGAGAGUUCGAGAUCGAUUACACGGGGACGGACUCCUCCAGCCCGUGUUUCGACUGCUCACAGAGUUACAGCUGGAACAGCACGACGCCGUGUAAAUGCUCAGUGCCCUUCAGUCUCGACCAGCCGUUCGAGAGCAACGUGUUCAUGUACUACGGCCUGUCCAACUUCUACCAAAACCAUCGGCGCUACGUGAAGUCCAGAGACGACAGCCAGCUGAACGGCGACGCCGGGUCUCUGAUGGAGCCGAGUAAAGAAUGCGAGCCGUACCGCUUCAGCGAGAGCAAGCCCAUCGCGCCGUGCGGAGCCAUCGCUAACAGCAUGUUUAACGACUCGCUGGAGCUGUUUUACAUCGACCCCAAUGGGACCAAGACCCAGAUUCCUCUGGUCAAGAAGGGAAUCGCCUGGUGGACCGACAAGCACGUCAAAUUCAGGAACCCUGGAGGCAGCAACUCCAACCUCACUGCUGUUUUCCAAGGCACCUCGAAACCAGUGAACUGGCGCACGCCGGUGUACGAACUGGACAUGGACCCGGAGAACAACGGCUUCAUCAACGAAGACUUCAUCGUGUGGAUGCGGACGGCGGCCCUGCCCACGUUCAGGAAGCUCUACCGGACCAUUCAGAAGAAGGACGCCAUGGCGCCGGCGCUGCCCCGGGGCAACUACACCCUGGACGUGAUUUACAAUUAUCCGGUGCGCAGCUUCGACGGGAGGAAGCGCAUGAUCCUGAGCACCAUCUCCUGGAUGGGAGGGAAGAACCCCUUCCUGGGCAUCGCCUACAUCACCGUGGGCUCCGUCUGCUUCUUCCUGGGCGUGGUCCUGCUCUUCAUUCACCACAAAUACGGAAACCGCAACAACAGCUCCGACAUUCCCAACUGAGCGCGCCCGUGCUGCUGCUGCUGCAUGUUCUCUGCUCGCGUGCAUGAUGAUGAUGAUGAUGAUGAUGAUGAUGAUGAUGAUGGAGACCAAGCGCUUCUCGUUCCAGCUCGUCCCCGGUGUGCUCGUAGUGCUGCACUUAACAGAAACGUGUUCCGUACAGUACAUAUGUGUAUAUUUAUUGUGCCAGAGUAUACAGAUGUUCAGAAUUAAGUUAAAGAUGUUCUUUUUAGUCUUAUCUAGAGUGUGUGUGUGUGUGUGUGUGUGUGUGUGUAUGUAUAUUUGAACAUGAGCAGAGCGUUUAGAUUUACCAAAUUUUACUUGACAGACGCAUUUUAACUGGAUGAAUGUAAACAAGCCAUAUAUAAGAUAACUUUGUUCACAUCACAGCACCUUAUAAUCACCGGCUCUGGUAUACUGGUUACUCGUGGGCAUUCCUGACUCGAAUUUAUACCCCGUAAUCUGUGUGUGUUUUUUUUUGUUGUUUUUUUUUAAAUAUGUUCAUAGAUGUUUGUUCAUUCACCCUUAAUAAACCAGUUUUCAAUCCCAGUACGCAGAUAUUUCGUAAUGAAAACAUGCUGACGUUCACUUAGACUGUGUUUCAAACCACAUACUAUUGAGCUACAUGGAUUACUGAUCAGAAGGUUGCUGAUUCAAGUCCCACCCUGCUAAGACCAUCAAUUUCUUGCAUUGUAUCAGUCAUUUAGGAUAAAUGCUAUAUAUACAAGUGCUUUAUGUUUUAUUUUAAACUGAUAUGUUGCUACUGUUGGGCCUUUAACCCUCAAACGUUCGCUACGUAUUCGGUCACAAUGGUCCGCAAAUCUAAAAUCUGACUACAUACGUGUGUGUAAGUGCCAGCUCAAUAAUCAGAACGUCGCUGGUUAAAACCCCCACCACUGCCAUAUCGGCCAUGCUGUUACCCCUCAAUCAAUUUCUUGGAUUAUAUUCAGUCACGCGUCUAAGUCGCUUCAGCUAAAUGUCCCGAAUAUGGUAUAAAUGUGGUUUGAGACGUAGGUUUGCUAAGGAUGUUGGGUCAAACAACUGUACCUCGUACCUCGGAGUGGACGAGUCCACUUUAUUUAUCAUUAUUUGUAUUAAGCGUCCUGAUAUGAGUGCAUUCUCGAUACUCCACAAAUAAAAUCUAAUGGAGGAGAACCGAAGAGAGUGGAAAUAUACAAGCCAAAGGAAAUCGUUCCACGAUUCCUGGUUCGAGUCGCUCGUUAUUGUGAGGAUUUCGAUAUUCGGUCAGAUCUGAAGUGAGAAAUGAGAUCCAGACAUCCAUGUGUGUGUGUUUUCUUCUUAUUUUAAUGUUUUGGUUUUUUUUUUUACUACUGUUACUGUGUCCAGCUGUGGUUUGUUGUUCCUGCUUAGUGAAGCUUUGCCAUUAUUCAUCUUGGUCCCGUGUACAGAUGUGCGUCUGUCUUAAUGUCCAGAGAAAUAAAAUCAGAUGUGAACAAA
Molecule: messenger RNA, 2785 nt
Organism: Trichomycterus rosablanca
Lineage: Eukaryota; Metazoa; Chordata; Actinopteri; Siluriformes; Trichomycteridae
Product: cell cycle control protein 50A-like
Exons: 7
Coding region: 218-1330 (370 amino acids)
Cellular component (GO): plasma membrane; endoplasmic reticulum; Golgi apparatus
Source: RefSeq, a predicted model, not a curated record